GAAUAAAGGAGGAGGAGGAGGAGGAAGAGGAAGAGGCUGGUGACAGUCAGGCCUGGAAGGAACCUGUAAACUGGAACACACAGACAUGGAACCUAGCUACUUCCUGGCAACUAGAGCAAGGGGCUCCUGUUUCCGAUGCUGCACGUACAGCCCGUACACACCGUGUCUUGGGACACCCCAGUCAGCCACAUGGCUUCCCUGUGCCCCAGCCCCUGGCUCCCUCUGUUGAUUCCAGCCCCUACUGUGCAACUGCUGCUGUUCCUGCUGCUCCCGGUGCCUGCCCAUCCCCAGAGCCUGUCUUGGAUGCAGGGGGAUCCCUCCAUGGAAGGAGGUUCAUCCGGGGAAGAUGAUCCACUGGGGAAGGAGGAUCUGCCCAGUGAAGAGGGUCCACCCGGAGGGGUGGAUGCACCUGAAGUCCAUUCUAAGCCAGGAGAGGAGGAGGGCUCCCUAAAGUUAGAGGAUUUACCCACUGUUGAGGCUCCAGAACAUACUCAAGGACCCCAGAAUAAUGGCCACAGGGACCAAAAAGGGGAUGACCACAGUCAUUGGCGCUACAGAGGCAACCCGCCCUGGCCUCAGGUGUCCCCAGACUGCGCUGGCCGCUUCCAGUCCCCCGUAGACAUUCGGCCGGAGCUCACCUCCUUCCGCCACGCGCUCGGGCCGCUCCAACUCCUGGGCUUUGAACUUCAGCCUCGCCCGGAGCUGCGCCUGCGCAAUAAUGGUCACACCGUGCAGCUGACUCUGACGCCCGGCCUAGAGAUGGCACUGAGUCCUGGCCGGGAGUACCGGGCCCUGCAGUUACAUCUGCACUGGGGCUCUUCGGAUCGCCCUGGCUCAGAGCACACUGUUGACGGCCAACGUUUUCCUGCAGAGAUCCACGUGGUUCACCUCAGCACCGCGUUCUCCAAAGUUGAGGAGGCCUUGGGGCGCCCUGGAGGCCUUGCAGUGUUGGCUGCCCUUCUGGAGGAGGGCCCAGAAGAAAACAGUGCCUAUGAACAGUUGCUGUCACGGUUGGAAGAGAUUGCAGAGGAAGGCUCUGAGAUUUGGAUUCCAGGACUGGAUGUAUCUGCACUUCUACCCUCUGACCUCAGCCGCUACUUCCAAUAUGAGGGGUCUCUGACCACACCCCCCUGUUCCCAGGGGGUCAUCUGGACUGUGUUCAACCAGACAGUGAGGUUGAGUGCUAGUCAGCUCCAUACCCUCUCUGGCUCCCUGUGGGGACCUGGUGAUUCUCGUCUACAGCUGAAUUUCCGAGCCACACAGCCUUUGAAUGGAAGAAUGAUUGAAGCCUCCUUCCCCUCUGAAGUGCACAGCAGCCCUGAGCCAGUCCACACGAGCUCCUGCUUAGCUACUGGGGACAUCUUGGCCCUAGUUUUUGGCCUCCUUUUUGCUGCCACCAGCAUUGCCUUCCUUGUGCAGAUGAGGAGGCAGUCCAGACACAGAAGUGGGACCAAAAAGGGUGUUAGCUACAGCCCAGCUGAGAUGACGGAGACUGGAGCCUAGAGAUUCAGAACUCGAAUGUGACAAGAAACCACUUAAUGGAAUCUGAGGGGACACAGAAACUUUGUCCUGCCCUGCCCAUUAUACAGUUCCUUUUUUUUUUUUUUUGGUACCAGGGAUGGAACUCAGGACCUUGCACUUGUGAGGCAGGGAUGGCACCACUGAGCUAAAUUCUCAGCCCCUAUACAGUUCCUUUUAAACCUCCAAAAUACUUUUUUCUUCUUUUUUGUUCUUGAAAACCACUCCAAUAGGAUCUUGUAGUGGGGGGGCAAGAUUAGACUCAACUCACAAAUUUUAAAAAAAUAAAUACUUCUAAGCCAGGUAUGGUGGCAUAUAUCUGUAAUCCCAGCACUCUUGGGAGGCUGAGAGAGUCAAGAGGAUCGAAAGUUUGAGACAGCCCAGGCAACUUAGUAAGACCCUGUCUCAAAAUUUAAAAGAA
Heterocephalus glaber (naked mole-rat) is the source of this 1939-nucleotide messenger RNA. RefSeq names its product carbonic anhydrase 9 (gene Ca9). Gene Ontology annotation, cellular component: plasma membrane. NCBI's taxonomy places the organism in Eukaryota, Metazoa, Chordata, Mammalia, Rodentia, Bathyergidae. The record is from RefSeq and is a predicted model, not a curated record. Gene Ontology annotation, molecular function: zinc ion binding; carbonate dehydratase activity.